Molecule: messenger RNA, 3708 nt
Organism: Drosophila virilis
Lineage: Eukaryota; Metazoa; Arthropoda; Insecta; Diptera; Drosophilidae
Molecular function (GO): DNA binding; protein binding
Source: RefSeq, a predicted model, not a curated record
UAUCGUUUAGUGUUUAGCACAAUUUCUAGCGAAUCGCAGCAGGACGAACGUGUUUUUUUAUUUGCAAAUUAAUUUCAAGAUUUUAAGUUGACAGUGUAAAGUGUUCAAAUUUUGUGUUCCAUAGCAGCUUACGUUUUGACAGGCGCACUAUGAGUUCGCCAGACGACGCCUUUGACGGAGCCAACAGCCCCCGUUUAAAGAAGCAGCUGAGGGAAUCGUCGAGCCUUAGCAGCUCUAGCGAUGAUUCUGUGCCUGAUAACAACGAUGGCUCCAACCAUUCGGCCGAGGCAGAAGGCAAUGAGCUGAAGACAAAUACAAUCAACAGGCAGAAAUCUGUCGAAAAUGACUCUGAUAUGUCACAGCAUAAGGAGCAAGAACAGUUCAAUGCCGAGCAGAGUGUUGGAACAGCAGGCAGUCGCAAGACCAAAAGGCGCAAGGCUAAAAGAGCCAAGCUACGCCGUGACUCAAAGGAAGUAGCUUUGAUGGGUUGGAGCGGACCCUUUCCUAAUCUCUCACCCACCCACAGUCUGGAGAGUAGCUCGGACGUGGAUCAGCAGCAGCUGCCCACUGACCUAAAGGCAAUCUGUGCCACUGGGCUGAGCAUCUUUCCCAGAGAGGACAAGGAGCAGCGGCCGCCGCUGUCAACAUCGUCGUCUUCUGAUUCUACUUCCUUCUCGCCAGUUUCCCAACUUAAAACGCCUGCAACAACGACAACAACAUGUUUUACACUUACAACAAAUUCGACUACUUCAAGUCCAAAGUCUACGCAGACAACCAACAACAACGUCAACAACAACGACACCAAUUCAGCCUCAAUGUCAAUUGCAACAAGUUGUCCUCGUUCAGAACCAUCAUCAGAGCCAGAAUCAGAAUCAGAACCACAAGCUGAUGUAGCAAAGCAGACAGUCAAGCAUUCAAAUGAACGACCCUCCAGUGCCGCCGCUGGUAUUGAUACCGUCGCAAAUUUAGACGCUGUUGAGGACUCAAAUGCCUCUUUUGGCUCAUUGAAAAGCAGAAGCUCGCGAAAGCGUGGCACUUCCAAUAGAAGCUCAGCCGACGGACAACAGAAUGAAUCAAAACGAACCAAGCCAACAGAACAGGAUAAUAAUGGCUGCAGCUUGCGCACUCGAUCCAAGUCGUUGCAUGAUCCGAAUCCGGAUGUGCCGCCGCGCACCCCACGUGCUCGUAGCAUCUGCCCCGCCGCCAUGCUCAGUCAAAAUGAGCCUGCAGAGCAGACUCCACCCAGCAGUGAAACAAAGACUCCCGCUCGCCGUCGCUCAGUCGCUGCAUUUAAGCUGCAUCCGACUGAUGAAUUCUAUCGCUUGCCCUUUAAGUACGGCUGGAAACGUGAACUGGUUCUGCGUAGCAGUGCAUCCUUAUCGCGUCAGCGGGGUGACGUUAUAUUCAUAUCGCCAGGAGGCAAGAAGCUGCGCUCCCGCGAGGACAUCGUUCCGCUACUGAAUGGCGAGUUGACCAUCGAUCAUUUCUGCUUUCAGCGCCAAAUGCAGCAGGUCGGCGAGGAGUUCGAGACGGUGCGUCAGGCACAGCCUGCUCCGUUGCGUCGGAAAUCCUUAGCUGUCGCCAAGCAGCAGCAACAGUUGACCAACGUGAACAACCAACAACUCCCGCCAGUGCCUGCACCCGUGUCUGGCAAGCGUGUGCCCAAGCCUAAGGUUCCCAAGGGCGCUAGCCCUCCGCCUGAGGGUUGGACUUCCACCAUGGCCGUUAAGGGAAAUGCUCGCGUGUUGGCAGCUAGCAAUGGUAACACCAGCGGCGGACCUGGCUCUGGGUCUGGCAACAGCGCUCGUAAAAGAAGCAGCAACCAGACAAAGCAACCAGCUAAGCCAGCACCAGAUCCAACUGUGCAGGCAAAUAUUCAACCGCAGUCAGGUAAAGGCAAGACGAUGAUCUGUGUGUAUUGCCUAAAGCUAAUCAAUGAGAAACAGCAGGCCUAUCCCGUCGGAACCGCCAGUGUCAACAGCUACAUCUGUAUGCAAUGUGUUAAACCCAGUAGCAAAGCUGCCAAUUUGCAGCAGACAGCUAAAGGACUACCAGCGGAACAGGGACCUACCAACGGCACCAAGAAGCAAGACUCGAUUGAUGAGAACCUGUGCACUGAUGCCAAAGCUUCUGCCAGUGUGGAUGCUGACAAAAAUAUGAAUGCAGACGUCGACGCCAAUGGCAAUGGCAAUGGCGGCCUGCUGGAAAUUGGUGGAGAGAUUGAACUGCCGGGCGCGCUGCCGCCGGACCAGUUGCUGAGCGAUGAGGUUCCUGCAAGUCGUGCCGGUAACAAGAUCACGCCCAAGCCACUGGAAGUCGUUGUCAUUAACGGUCGCAAGGCUCUGGCCAUUGCUGGCGAGCCGCCGUGUCCGCGUUUACAAGUCUUGCCACGCGAACCGGACCUGGAAAUUUAUGAAAAAUAUUUUCUUAAGCGCAACUGCACGGCUAAGGAAAAGCGUCAAAAUUUCGUUGAAUGCAUUUCUGCUGGCAACUUAAGCUGCCAGGUGAUGUCGGCUGUUAUGAAGACACUGGAUUUGCACGAUCGUGUGCGUAUGUCAAACGUAUGCAAGACAUGGUCGAUGAUUGCCCGCGACCGUAGCGUGUGGCGCACAUUAAAGCUGCGUGACACGCUUAUAACAAACUGGUUGUUCCUUUUGCGAGAUAUGGUGCGUUAUCGCACCCGCGAACUGGAUAUGAUGGGGGUCAAAAUGACUAAUCCCAAAAUGCGCCUGGAGGGAGAUUUGCGUGUGCUUAAAGCAUUGCGCGUUCUGCGCACUGACGCUUGCGAGGCGGAAUUUAUCCAGUCAGUUAUUAAAUGUAUACCACGUCUGCUGGAGCUGCGCACCACAUGCACCAGUCGUGCACUCAGCCUGGCUAGUAUGAAGAAGAUGUUGGAAUUGCGCGUGCUGCGCAUUCGCAUGAUAGAGCCCAAGGCUGGCAUCUUUUCGUUGCAGCCGCUGCAAAAUUUAGAACAAUUGAGGGAGCUAAGUCUACGCGGCAUUAACAACAUGGCGCAGCUGGAGCUGUUGCAGCUCCAGGGAUUGAAACUGCUCGAGACGCUUGUGUUAGGCUCCUGUCGUGGUAUGAAGGUUACGACGUUUGGGCAGCAAGUGCUGCCGAGACUGAAGCGUCUUCGCCACCUGCGCCUAGAAAACCACCACAGCAAUCGCUCAUUUAAUAUCAACGAGAUCAUGGAAGGCAUCGCCGCCGGCGGCAGUGUAAAACGUGUCGAGCUCAUCAAUGUCAACGUGGAUGCAGAACUUAGCCGUCAGUUGGCAGCUUGUAAAUCGGUCCAGGAGCUGCUGCUCAUGCCAAACUUCCAUAAUAAUACGGCUUAUAUGAUGUGUUACAUCAUGCAGGCCAUCAAUGAAAACAGCGAACAGCUCAAUGUAUUUCGUCUGGGUCUUACCUACGAACUUCUGAGUGUCACUCGUGCGUUAGCCAUGAACCAGGAGAAAGACUGUAUUCCGGUUGCACUGCCAAUACCAGGCGUGCCUGAAAAUGAUAUACUAAAUGAGUCCGAUGAGCCAAUCGCGUAUUUGCCGGUCGAUCGCUUGGAAUCGAUUCUACACCACAUGAUGCCUCAGGCCUGGCUGACAGUCGCCAAGGUUUCCCAGAGCGAGACAACUAAUCUUAAAUUCCUUCCGGCUUCACCAAAUGACACGUCUGGAAUUUCUCAUGAUUAAAUUUGUUUCCAUCGCUACCUUA